AUGAAGUUUCAAACCGCUCUCCUCUCACUGCUCAAUCUGGCAACUACUGCCCUGGCACAGCCGUCGUGGCACGAUCUGGCCAUCACUGCCCCGCAAUAUGGUCGAUAUCUGUACCGCACCAACUCGCAGGAACCUUUCUUCUGGAAGGCCGACACGGCCUGGGAGUUAAUGCAUCGUCUGAACAAGACCUCCAUCGAUUUUUACCUCAAGACUCGCGCUGAGCAAGGCUACAACGUCGUGCUCACAGUUGUGCUGUCGGCGUAUAACGGUACGACUCGUCCGAACUUUUAUGGUGAUCUUCCUUACAACAACUCGGAUACGACGCAGCAGAAUGAGGCGUUCUUCGAGCUGGUAGAUUGGACUGUAGAUCGAGCUGCGAGCUAUGGCAUUCUCAUUGCUCUUGUGCCUGCAUGGGGUAACUGGAUCAGUGGUGCGUGGCAUGGAACGAAGAUAUCCAUCUUCAAUGAAUCAACCGCGUAUCAAUGGGGCAACUACCUUGGCGAGCGCUAUCCAGGGAUCCCAAAGCUUCUUGGAGGGGACACCAACUGCAUUUGGGUCAGAAACACUACUGCAGCUAUGAUUUCAUACGCUGCGAACCCGAACGUCGAUCCAGCUACGCUCUUAAGCCCCGUUGAAGAUACCACCGAUCUUUGGGUGAGUAUGAGAACGGGUGUCAAGGAUGCCGAGAAGGCUGAAGGUUACGAGCCUAUUAUCCUGUUCCACCCCACCGCUGGCAGGAUCGCUAGACCCGUGAGUACUCCCAUGGCGUACGGGCAUUUAAUGUUCCCGAAGGAGGGAGACCGCGUCUCGAUUGACGCUGUUCAGUCUGGGCAUGCUACACCUGAUGCUCUUGGAGGAUUCACUCCUUACGAGACCUGGGAUUCCACCAAAAACUACGAGUUGAUUGCUGCUAUGCGUGACGGCUUCACUGGCCCCGUUCUCGAUCUCGAGAACCACUACGAAGGCGCUCACGAUAACUUGGAUGCUAACCAGCCUAUGAUCUGGAAUGCUUCUCAAAUUCGUACAGGUCUGUACAAUGGUGUAUACGGUGGAGCUGCUGGUUAUACGUACGGCGCUAACAGCGUGUGGCAGAUGUAUGAACCUGCAUCAGAUCUGUAUCGUGAGAGCGAUUAUAUCGUACCUUCAUCUGGCGAGGAUGCUUCGAGUUCAUGGCGCAAAGACCUGUUCUUUGAGGGUGGCCAACAAGCUCAAUACACCACCAAGCCGCUGCAAAAUCUUACUGUUGCUGAGCUCGAGAUGCUCGAGCCGGCUCGUCAGCUCCUAGCGAGCCCUAGUGGAUACACGGAUGUUGCUGUCAACGCUUUUGCUAGUACGCGCUACAUUUCGGUUCUGGCGUCUGUGAACCGCGAUCGCUUCUACGUGUAUACUGGUCACGGGGACUCGUUCAGCCUAAGUAUUGGCAAUGGAUUCGAGCGUACGGGCAACCUUCGCCGGUUCUCUCCUCGUGACGGCGAAUAUUACGCUGAUUUGACCGUGAAUGUUCCAGUUAACGUCACUCGCGUGGACUUUACUCCUCCCUCAGGGGGCAACGUCGACAACGAUUGGCUUCUGGUUGUCGAGUUUUAG
Messenger RNA from Phytophthora nicotianae INRA-310, 1587 nucleotides. RefSeq lists its product as hypothetical. NCBI's taxonomy places the organism in Eukaryota, Oomycota, Peronosporomycetes, Peronosporales, Peronosporaceae. The coding region runs from base 1 to 1587 and encodes 528 amino acids. The transcript has a single exon. The record is from RefSeq and is a predicted model, not a curated record.